GUGGACUUAUUUUCCCAUGCUUGUAGUGGACCUUACCUCUAGCUGAGCGGGCUACUCUCGCGUCGUCUCGGCUAGGUGGGCCGAGAAAAACCGAGCCCAUACGCGUGAGUUUUAAGAAACCUUCCUCGUGUUCGAUUCGGAUCAAAUCCAGUACCCUAUAAAUCAACCAUCGAGAACAAGAGAAAAAAACAAACCCUAACUAACACCCCGAUAUCCAAUAUGGAUACGCCGCCGCCGAUGCAAUCUGACGCGGCGGCGCCGGCCGCCGUCGUCGACUACUCCAACCUCACGACGGACCUGGUCAUCGACAUCCACGGCCGCCUCGCGUUCGUCGACCGCCUCGCCGUCGGCGCGGUCUUCGGCGCCGCGGGACACGCGGUGAAGCCGGAGGCGCCAUGGCUGGUCCUCCCCGGCGACACCCCCGAGACGAGCCGUCUCUACUCCGUCGCCGACAGGCGCGUCGCCGCCACGCGCGCCCCGGACCCGGCGAUGCGCGGCUGCUGCGUCGUCGGCUCCUCCGGCGGGUGGGUGGUCACCGCCGACACGAGGGCGCGGCUGCACAUGGCGAACCCGGUCACCGGCGAGCAGCACGAGCUCCCGGCGAUCACGACGUGCCCCUUCUUCUACGUCACCAACCCGACGUGGCCGCUCUUCCACGUCAACAUCCUGCAGGACCAGCUCAUCCGCGUCCGCCACGGCGGCGGCGAGAAGGUCCCGGCGGCGAGGCUGCCGCUGUGCACGCUCGUCGCCGACCAGAUGCGCGGGUGGGUGUACCGCAAGGUGGUCCUCUCCACCUCGCCGCGGCCGGGCGCGUACGCCGCCAUGCUCCUCCUCGACGUCGACCGCCACCGGGGCAACCCGGCGUUCGCGACGUCCGACGACCCGGCGUGGCGGGUUGCCCUGUCGCCGGACGGCGUCGAGGACGCCAUCCACCACCGCGGCAAGUUCUACUCCAUCACCUACUCCGGCGUCGUCGAGGAGUGGGACCGCCGCGGCGUCGACGGCGUGUUUACCAGCAGGGCGGUGUCGCGGAAGCUGCCGGCCAUCACCGACGGCGGCGGCGGCCACCACCACCGCAGGUACCUCGUGGCGGCGCCGGGGGGCGGCGAGCUGAUGGUGGUGACGAAAUCCUUCAAGGUGGUGGAGAUCGGGGAGCGCUACAUGGACAGCGAGAGGCGGGUGUGCUUCACGGUGCAGGUGCUCGACGACGGCGACGAGGGGGGGAGGUGGAGGAGGGCGGCGAGCAUCGGGCAGGCGGCGGUGUUCGUCGGAGCGAGCAGCAACUCGGUGUGCGUGUCGACGAAGGCGCACCCGGAGCUCAGGCCGGACUGCGUCUACUUCGCCGCCGACGAGCUGGUCAAGGGCCCCUUCUGCAGGGACGAGGACCGCGGGUUCCACAGCUACCACAGCUGCGACGACAAGAAGAGGGUCGUCGGCGUUUACAGCCUCAAGGACGGCGGCCGGGCGGAGGGGUUGCCGGAGCUCGGGGACCACGCCACCUGGCCGCCGCCGGCGUGGUUCACGCCAUUGAUUUAAUGCAUCGUGCAGCCACAAUUUUGAUUGUUGAUCGAUCGGUUUUUGCAUCAUCCAUGCCCAUGCAUGAUUAUGGUAUGGAUUGCCUAUCGGCCGGCUAAUAUCGUGAAUAAGACUAAUGCUUCCUUCCGUUCCAAUUACACUUUUUUUUGGACAGUUAUAUUUAUGACGUCACAUUUAUAAAAAAAAAGUCUGAUUUUUUAUUGUGUAAUUGCAUAUAAGAUUUAAAAUACUUGUACUAUGUUUUUUGAAGUGCUUAAUUAUAAAUGAGAUAAGAGAU
Molecule: messenger RNA, 1813 nt
Organism: Oryza sativa Japonica Group (Japanese rice)
Lineage: Eukaryota; Viridiplantae; Streptophyta; Magnoliopsida; Poales; Poaceae
Source: RefSeq, a predicted model, not a curated record